AAGAAAAUGUAGUUUGUUUCCGGUUGAGUAGGAGGUUCCGUCAAUACCGUGUAGAAUUAUCAAAAAAUGCAGAAUGUGAUUAAUGCAGUGAAAGGAACAGCUCUUAAUGUUGCUGAGAAGUUUACACCUGUGUUAAAGGAAUCAAAAUUCAAAGAAACAGGAGUUAUCACACCUGAGGAGUUUGUGGCAGCAGGGGACCACUUGGUGCACCACUGUCCGACGUGGCAAUGGUCGACGGGUGAUGAAUCUAAAAUUAAACCGUACCUUCCUAAGGACAAACAAUUCCUCAUCACUAGAAAUGUGCCAUGUUAUAAAAGAGUAAAACAAGUAGACAGUCACAAAGAAGAACAGGAAAAAGUCAUAGAGGCAGACGAUGAAGAUGGGGGAUGGGUGGAUACGCAUCAUUUCCCAGAUCCAGGAGCAACAACUCUUCAGGAAGCAGUACAGGAAAUGACCUUAGACAGCAAGGACAAAACUGGGUCAUUAUCAGCAGAGGAAGUGAAGAAAAAUGAUGAUGACGAUGACGACGACGAUGAUGAUGAUGAAGAGGCAAUGGACAUGGAGGCAUUUGAACAAAGUGGAAUGUUAGAGGAAGAUGACAAUGCUGCCUUGGAUCCUACGACUGUCGUGAGGCGACAGGAUUCCGAGAGUGGUGGUACAGAGAGUGGAAUAUUACAGACGAGAACCUACGAUCUUAACAUCACGUAUGACAAGUAUUACCAGACUCCGCGACUCUGGCUGUUCGGAUAUGAUGAGAAUCGCAAGCCUCUUACUGUGGAACAAAUGUAUGAAGACUUCAGCCAAGAUCAUGCAAAGAAAACAGUUACCAUGGAAACCCAUCCUCAUUUACCAGGACCCCCAAUGGCCUCAGUUCAUCCCUGCAGACAUGCUGAUGUGAUGAAGAAGAUUAUACAGAUGGUAGCAGAGGGAGGGGGAGACUUGGGGGUCCAUGUAUAUCUAAUGAUUUUUCUAAAAUUUGUGCAAGCAGUGAUUCCAACAAUAGAGUACGAUUUCACCAGGGACUUUACAAUGUGACCAACAUUUCACAUGUCAGUCAUGUGACCAGCUUUUACAUGUGACCAUCAUUCACCAGUAUCAUGUGUUAUGUCAUGUGACAUCUUAACUUAAAUUCACUAGUCUUACUGCUUGGAACAUUUGAUGUUGAGGAACUAUUGGAUGGAUUUGCUUGUUGGAUGCAGAAUUCUGUGUAAAAAAAGAAUCAUUGACAAAUUAUUUAUUGUUUCAUGUAUAGAAGUGUCUUUAAUACAUGUAUGGGUACAUACCCUGAGUAUUGGUAUAAUUAUUGAUUAUUUGUAAAAAGUGUCCUGAAAUCUUGUAAUGUACGAAAAGCUCCACUAUUUUUCCGUUGUCUUAUCUUUUGCUCGUAAAGAUUUAAAAACACAGACAAUUAAUUAUUUCAAUAAUAACAGAAAUUGCAAUAUACAAGAUACUUUUA
This is a messenger RNA of Saccostrea echinata, 1456 nucleotides long. RefSeq names its product ubiquitin-like-conjugating enzyme ATG3. Gene Ontology annotation, cellular component: cytoplasmic ubiquitin ligase complex; cytosol. The record is from RefSeq and is a predicted model, not a curated record. Lineage: Eukaryota; Metazoa; Mollusca; Bivalvia; Ostreida; Ostreidae. Gene Ontology annotation, molecular function: Atg8-family ligase activity. Gene Ontology annotation, biological process: autophagy of mitochondrion; nucleophagy; autophagosome assembly. The coding region runs from base 67 to 1035 and encodes 322 amino acids. The transcript is spliced from 10 exons.